Molecule: messenger RNA, 1080 nt
Organism: Closterium sp. Naga37s-1
Lineage: Eukaryota; Viridiplantae; Streptophyta; Zygnematophyceae; Desmidiales; Closteriaceae
Source: the annotation of a GenBank genome assembly
AUGGCAGAGGCGAGCGACGUCGCAGGGGUGUCGCAGGCGACGAGCGAGGGGAGUCGCAUAAAGGUGCUCUUCGUCGAGAUGGGCGUGGGAUACGAUCAGCACGGGCAGAAUGUGACCAAGGCGGCGGUGAAGGCGUGUCGAAAUGCCAUCACGUCCAACUCCAUCCCCGCCUUCCGCACAGGUGCCAUCCCAGGUGUGUCGUGGCAGCAGAUGAAGCUUCAGGUGCGCCUAGGCGUGCCUAGGGAGCUCCAGGCGGACCUGGAUAUUGACCAAGUCAAGGCCGUGUUCCCCUAUGGUGAAAUCAUUGGCGUUGAAGUGGUUGAUGGUGGCCUCAUCUGUUCAAGUGGGGUGGCGCUAGAAGCACUUGCCUACUCCAUCCGCUUCUGCAGAUUCACCGCGACUCUCUCAGCCAUGACUACACUCGCAGUUUCCACCUCUGCUGCAGCUAGCUCCGCAGCACUACGAGCGCGCAGCCUUCAGGCUACCCAUCGCCGCGCUCUCCCCAACCCGUCCCUCGUCGCCGUGCGCCUCCAAGCACACAGAGGCUCCUCGUCCCUCUCCUCACCUACCAACCGCAUCGCACCCACGCGCCUAGCCGUCCGCGCAGACUCCGUAAACCCCUCCACUUCCGAUCCUGCCACCUCUCCCGCACCUCCCGCCAGCCCCGGGUUCGGGCUCGGAGGCCCGGGCACGUGGUUCGGAUUCGGGUCGCUGCAGGAGCUCAGCGUGGGUCGCCUAGCGAUGGUCGGUUUCGCAAGCGCGCUCACAAUGGAAGUUUUAACAGGCAAGGGCGUGUUCGGUCAACUUGGCAUCGACCCCCUCGCGAUCCGCUUCCCGUUCCUCGCGGGACUCACGUUUCUGCUUCUAGGAGGUCUGCUGGGCGGCUGGGUGGUUAUCAACAACCCGCCGGAUGUUUCCAAGGCGCCGCCGAACGCGGGGGCGGGCGUGCCGCGCGAUCCGUUCAGCAAAAGCGAGCUGGACCCGCUUUUGACGUACACGCGCGGGGUGGAGGUGGAGGGGGAUGACGGCAAGCCCGUGGUUCUCCCCAUCGUUUCCGACCUGAAGCCGCUUGAUAAAUAA